AUGUGCCGCAGAGCCUCCCACGUGUUCGUGUCCUUCCCCAGCCCUGCGUCGAAUCGACACGUGCCAUGGUGCAUCGACACGGCCCCCUUGAGAUAUUGUUCUGAUUUCUUCGAAGUCGCGAGCAACCCGCAACGAGUACGCUGUUUGAGCUGCUGGGGUCACGACCAUUCGAAGUCUGGGCACGAAAUCCCGUCUACAUCCUCCAAAAGGCUAUGGAAGAUAAGGCCACGCGACGUUUCCUUCAGCCAGGACUCCAUCGGAAAAGCAUUCAAAGAUGGCAACACUUUGGACGGCACAAUGGCCAAAAUCAGGUCCGGAGAAUGCAAGAUUGAGGACAUCGAGAAGAUCCAGAUCACAUGGCAUUCCCACGUACGAACGUCUCCGGGCAAGCCGCGCUGGUGGAGCUUCACCGGCAACCGGAGGCUUUCGCUAUACCGAAAGCUUGAGGAGGAAGGUGCCUUGGAGUUCAUUGUGGCCGAAUGGGUCAACAGUACCGUGCCUGACUGGCGCAUGACCACCCGCAAUGCCGACGAACGCCCAGUGGUGCGGCAGAAAUCGCGGCGCUGA
Symbiodinium sp. CCMP2592 is the source of this 567-nucleotide messenger RNA. The record is from the annotation of a GenBank genome assembly. Lineage: Eukaryota; Dinophyceae; Suessiales; Symbiodiniaceae.